This is a messenger RNA of Brassica napus (rape), 3816 nucleotides long. RefSeq names its product zinc finger BED domain-containing protein RICESLEEPER 2-like. The coding region runs from base 1177 to 3660 and encodes 827 amino acids. Gene Ontology annotation, molecular function: DNA binding; protein dimerization activity. The transcript is spliced from 3 exons. The record is from RefSeq and is a predicted model, not a curated record. NCBI's taxonomy places the organism in Eukaryota, Viridiplantae, Streptophyta, Magnoliopsida, Brassicales, Brassicaceae.
UUCUGUCUUUGAUUCGUUGUAGCUUUGCUUUCAGGUAACAACAGUGUUGAUCGACAAUGCUUAUUGUCUGAGGUAACCUUGCUUUUAUUUAGUGAUAAAAAUUCUAUAUAAUAGAACAAAAAUAACUUGUGUUCAGUAUCUGAUAUGUUUGUUUGUCGCGUUGUAUUUGUUUUGUGUUCUGUGUUGAGGUGAUGGAGUGAUGGUGAGAAAGUAGGCGACUUGGUCAUCUUCUUCUCCUCUUAGACAGCUUCAGAACAUCAGGUUAGUCACUCUCUUACCCAGAACUAUUAAUCAGUGAUAGGAGAACUCGCUAUCUCAUUGUGUUGUGUUGACUAGUUCGGCGAAUCUUAUUGUCUUGUGUUGAGUAGUGAUAUGUCUCAUCUUUUGUUCUUUUGUACAUACAGAGAAGAGAUCAAGCGGAGUAGUAGAUUGCGUGCUUCAAUUUUUCAUGUUCAUCAACGACUUCACCAAGACGGUUGCUGGCGACAAAGGAGAUUGCGUGCCAAGGUUUGUGUCCUGAACUGUCUUUUUUUUUUUUUUGUUUUCUAUAAACUGAAUGAACUGUCUUUUCUAUGAACUGAACAAUGUUUGUGUGCCAAUGUUCAUUCAGUAUCUGAUAUGUUUGUUCAGUAUCGUUUGUUUCAUCACGUGUAGUUAUUUUUUUUUUUGUGUUCUAUGAACUGAAUGAACUGUCUUUUUUUUUUUGUUUGUGUCCUGUGAUGAGAACAAUGAAGGAUUGCACGAGUACAUACACCACCUGGUCGAGUAGUUUCCAGCUUCAGCCGAUAUAGGAGCUUUAAGGACCUCAGGUUAGAAAGCUCUUAAACGUAUGAAACUUAGAUGGCUUUGCGUAGGUUAUCGGAUCACUGACUUGUUUAGGUUGCUUUCGUAUAUGAUAGAACAUUAACUUGUUUAGAUGGCUUUGCGUAGGUUAUCGGAUCACUUGCUGUUUAUGUUGCUUUGCUUGUUUACGUUGCUUUGCUUGAUUACUUGUGUUUGUGUACUUGUAUAAUAAAAUUUGGAAUUUUGAAAAUCAACAAUUAUAACAGAUUUUAAAAAAUAUAUUAAGAAAUUUUUUAAAAAAUAGACAAAAUUUAGGAAACCCUAAAAAGUUAAUUUCAUUCCACGGCGUGAAAAAAAAAACACAAAACUUGAGAGUUGAGAGCGAGAGAGACCAUGGGAUCAAGGAGCCAGCCCGAAGAUCAGUCGACGUUUGAUCCGAAUUACACCCCGCCAAAUACUGUGGACUUUGCAACUCAGGCAGUCUUAGCUACUCUUGCUGCAGCAGCUGAGGCUGGUGAUCAGAUCGCUUCUCAGGAAGCUGGUGUAACUCGUGCUGAUGGGAAGCAUCAAGGAAGCAGAAAAAGGCUUAUCAGUCUUGUUGAUGAUACUGAUGAUUCUGAUGUUGAAAUCAGUCAACCAACCCAAAAAACCAAGCCUCGCAGACAGACCAGUUUCGGAACAGCCACGGGGAAACCCAUGUUGCAAUCAACUAUCGAUGGUGGCGUUGGCUCGUCUGCACAGGCGUGUAGUAAGGGGAAGUCUGUUCCUAUGAAGUCUGUGAUUCGUGGAGGGAGAAGAAAGUCGCCUACUAAGUCCAAAAAGAAGAAGGUUUCGCCUACUCAGUCGCAAAAGAAGAAGGAGAAGGUCGCAGAGGACAUACCCGAGCUUGGUGAUGAACUGGAUGAAGAAGAGUUUGAUGAGGAUGAAAUCGGUGAAGAGGAAAGGGAAGAGAGGCAAAAAUCAGAUGUCUGGAAAGAUUUCAAGGUGGUCGAAAAACCGAAUGGAAAGUUGAAAGCUGCAUGCAAUCAUUGCAAACAUGAGUAUGCAUGGCAAUCUCAUUCGCAUGGAACCAGUGGGUUGCGAAGACAUCGGGAGAGAUGUAAAAUGUAUCCAAGGAAUCGAGGAAGGCAGCAACAACUCAAUAUCGAAGGGAAAGUGGUAUCUCGCAAGUAUGAUCAUACUGUGUUUAGGCAGAUGGUAGCUAAGACAAUAGUCCAGCAUGAUCUACCUUACUCGUACGUGGAGUAUGAAAGAGUGAGAGACACGUGGAAGUAUUUGAAUGCUGAUGUCCAAACCAUUUGUCGAAACACAGCGAGAGCAGAUGUGUAUAGACUCUAUGAAAGCGAGAGAGACACACUCAAGAGGGAAUUAGCGACUCUCCCUGGACGAGUCUCCUUCACGUCUGACUUGUGGACAUCCGUGAAACGGGAAGGAUACAUGUGUGUGACAGCACAUUACAUUGAUCGGAAUUGGAAGUUGAACAGCAAGAUCCUGACGUUUUGUGCUCUACCACCACCACAUACCGGUAUGAGUAUUGCGGUUCAACUCCUCACGUCACUGAAAGAGUGGGGAAUUGAUAAGAAGGUGUUCUCAGUCACAUUAGAUAAUGCUACAAGUAAUGACUCCAUGCAGGACAUUGUGAAGUCGCAGCUGAAUUUGAAUGAUGAUUUGUUGUGUGGAGGAGAGUUUUUUCAUGUAAGAUGUGCAGCUCACAUACUUAAUCUCAUAGUGCAAGAUGGGUUGAAGGUUAUUGGAGACUCUUUGCAGAAAGUAAGAGAGAGUGUUAAGUAUGUAUUAGGAUCGGAAAGCCGUGAACAAUUGUUCCAAAAAUGUGUGGAUGCUGCGGGUGUAGUAGAAAGUGGGUGGCUGAUACUGGACGUGUCAACGAGAUGGAACUCAACUUACUAUAUGCUUGAAAGAGCCCUCAAGUACCGUAAAGCAUUUGUUAAGUUGGAGACAUUUGAUAAGAAGGGUUAUAAAACAGCGCCCACAGAUGAGGAAUGGACUAGAGCCGCUAAUAUCUGCGAUUUUUUGGGUCCUUUUGCUGUGAUCACAAGCUUGAUGUCUGGUUCGAAUUACCCGACUGCAAACCUGUAUUUCUAUCAGGUUUGGUUGAUCCAUGAUUGGCUUCGGGGAAACGAGGAAAGCGCAGAUGAGAUUGUCAGAUACAUGGUGCGACCGAUGAAGGAGAAGUUUGACAAAUAUUGGGAUGAAGUUAGUGGUGUUUUUGCAAUGGCAGCAGUCUUUGAUCCACAGUUUAAGCUUUCAAUUGUUGAAUGUUGUUUAGGGAAGCUUGACAUAAGUACACGUGAUGCAAAGGUGAAGAACUUGCGUGACAAGCUCAGUAUUCUGUUUGAGACAUACGACAAAAACUCCAAGAAUAACUCACCUUCCACUGAGCCACGUGACACUGUUCCGCAAAAAGCUUGUGCGGCAGGAUCAAUGGGACUGUUUGGGAACUACAAUGAUUUCUUUGCAUUUCGCAAAGUCAGUGGAAUUGUUAGUGGAAAGACACCUCUAGAAGCUUAUCUUGAAGAACCACCUUUGGACAUUACUAAUUUCCAGAGCUUGGACAUCCUCGAUUGGUGGAAAGAUAAUGCGCAUCGGUAUGGUGACUUGGCUGCAAUGGCAUGUGAUCUGCUAAGUAUUCCAAUCACAACAGUGGCUUCGGAGUCCUCCUUCAGUAUUGGAUCGCGAGUUCUAAACAAAUAUAGGAGUCGUCUACUCCCAGAAAAUGUGCAAGCUCUGAUAUGCACUAGGAAUUGGAUCAAAGGAUAUGAAUCUUACGCACAUGAUGAAGAAAUCGAUGGUGAUGGAGAAGAAGAGAAAUUACCAACAUUUGAGUCCAUUGUUGAUGGGGAAGAUGAAGAUGAGUAGAUGAGCAAGUUUGAAAUGUUAUCUUGAUUUGGUGUUUUGCUUCAAUUACAAUUUCUGUUUUUUUGUUUAAGUUGCAUGAUUUUUGGUUUUGAAUACUAUGAUUUGGACCAUUUGGUGUUUCUCUAAAUUUUACUUUAGUUGAGACUUAAUUUUUUA